Messenger RNA from Xenopus tropicalis (tropical clawed frog), 661 nucleotides. Its product is annotated as modulator of macroautophagy TMEM150B-like. The transcript is spliced from 6 exons. Lineage: Eukaryota; Metazoa; Chordata; Amphibia; Anura; Pipidae. The record is from RefSeq and is a predicted model, not a curated record. Gene Ontology annotation, cellular component: endomembrane system. Bases 62 to 661 code for a protein of 199 amino acids.
UCUCACCAGUAAUCUUAUUAUUUUUAUCUUUGAUUAUUUUUAUCUUUGAUUGAGAAAAAAUAUGAACACAUUUUCAUCAAAAAGUUUAUUCUUUUUCCUGCCAAUAUUUAACACUAUAUGGAUUGCUUUUAGUCUUACCACUUCCUAUAUUAUAGCUGCAAAAUUUGGACACAUUACAACUUCUGUGCCAUACUUAAGUGGAAUAGUGAAAUAUCUUCCUGAGGAAAUGUUUGCAAAAAUUGCAUUCACUAUUGCUGCCGGUCUAGAUGUUCUGACAUAUUAUUCAAUGUAUAAAUACCAGAAGAUUUCCCAUCCCAAAUCAAGUCAGGUUUGCAACAUAAUUGUAUUAAUCCUGGGAUUGCUGUCCAGCCUGGGAUUGCUUCUAGGGACACACGUAUCAUCAAAUAUAUCGACCACCGUUCACUUAGUGGCAGCCUUCUUGGCCUUUGGAUUAGAAGCGGUGUACAAUAUCUGUCACUGUAUCCGGUACUACAGGUCUGUAAUGUGGAAGGAUCAUCGCUACAUGAUCACGGCACGGCUUGUUUUGUGUCUGAUCACUACUGUGCCGACAAUAAUGUUCGUCGUAUUUAAGCAGAUUAGUUGCCCAUUUUUGAAGAUAUGCGACUACAAUUUUAUUACACCAGCAUCCCCUGAUAGCUAA